Messenger RNA from Herpailurus yagouaroundi (jaguarundi), 1281 nucleotides. RefSeq names its product ubiquitin specific peptidase 50 (gene USP50). NCBI's taxonomy places the organism in Eukaryota, Metazoa, Chordata, Mammalia, Carnivora, Felidae. Gene Ontology annotation, biological process: protein deubiquitination. The transcript is spliced from 6 exons. Gene Ontology annotation, molecular function: cysteine-type deubiquitinase activity. The record is from RefSeq and is a predicted model, not a curated record. Bases 185 to 1036 code for a protein of 283 amino acids.
UCUAAGUUGGAAUGUACCUGAAGUACAGAUAAAAAUCAGUUUGCAUCUACUGAAAAGGGAGGGAAACAUACAAAUUGUUUAUUACAAACAAAAAGAGCUAAAGUAACAGGCUCAGAGAAAUGAAGUUAAAAGGAUUAGAUGUAGUCCCUGAAUAGAAGUGAAAGUCCAACGUAGAUGCACUAAAAUGGCUUCAGAGCGGCCCUGCCCUGCAGAUGACUUCAGUAUCUACUAUGUCCUCGCAGAGUGCACAGAUCACUAUGACAGCUCUCCAGUCAAGGAGGUGGAGGAGAACCAGCCCCAUUCCCAGGGAGUGACAGGCCUGCGGAACUUGGGCAACACGUGUUACAUGAACGCCAUUCUCCAGUGUCUCUGCAGCAUUUCACCGCUGGUGGAAUACUUUCUCUCAGGAAAGUACAUUACUGCUCUUCAAAAGGAUUGCAGUGAGGUUGCCACUGCGUUUGCCUACGUGAUGACAGAUAUGUGGCUUGGAGACUCAGAAUGCGUCUCGCCAGAAAUAUUUCGGUCAGCUUUUGGCAACCUCUACCCAGCAUUCAUGAAAAAAACGCAACAAGAUGCCCAGGAAUUCUUGAUUUAUGUACUGAAUGAGCUUCAUGAGUCUCUGAAAAAGUGCCAUCAAAAAUCAUAUGAAAAAGGAUCUAUUCCAAGGUGCUGCAGGAAGACAAUUGCCAAUGAGGUCUCCAUCAUCACCCAGCUGUUUGAAGGGCAGCUCAACUAUAGCAUCAUGUGUUUGAAGUGUGAGAACUGCACCUACAAGAAUGAAGUCUUCACCAUUCUUUGCCUCCCCAUUCCAUCCGAUUACGAGUGCUCUCUUCAGGACUGUCUCCAGUGUUUUUUUCAACAAGAUACACUGACCUGGCAUAACCAAAUCCACUGUUCGUUCUGUGAAACCAAGCAAGAAACAGCAGUGAGGGCCAGUAUUUCCAAAGCACCAAAAGUAAUUAUCUUUCACUUAAAAAGAACCACUUUGGUGAUCUGGACGGUGGCCACUACACUGCUUUCUGCAAGAACUCAGUGACCCAGGCCUGGUAUAGCUUUGAUGACACACGAGUCAGUGAGAUUCCAGAUACUUCAGUGCAAACUGCUACGGCCUAUCUCCUGUUCUACAGUUGCCAGCCCUUUUCUAUACCUAUAAAAAAAUGCAAGAGCUAGGAAAAUGGUGCAAAACUGCAGAACUGAAAACUGCAAAACAAGCAAUCAGAAACUGGUACUUCAGGUUUGCUUUGUCAUUAAACUCUUGCAAUUUACUUACAUCCAACAUAA